GAGGCCGCCAGAUGCUCCCCCGAGCCUCUCCCCCCGCUCAAACCCCCCAAAAUCGGCCGUGGGGACCCGCCGGGGGCUCCAAGGAUGAUUGUGCCACCGCUCUGUUCACGGCCAGCGGGGAGUGCUGCCGGGCCUGCAACGUGGGCGAGGGCGUGGUGCAGCCCUGCGGGGUCAACCAGACCGUGUGCGAGCCCUGCCUGGACAGCGUCACCUUCUCGGACGCGGUGAGCGCCACGGAGCCGUGCCGGCCGUGCACGCAGUGCGGGGGCCUGCAGAGCAUGCUGGCUCCGUGCGUCGAGUCCGACGACGCCGUCUGCGUCUGCGCCUACGGAUACUUCCAGGACGAGGCCAGCGGGAGCUGCCGCGCCUGCGGCGUCUGCGAGGUCGGCUUCGGGCUGAUGUUCUCGUGCAAGGGCUCGCAGGACACGGUGUGCGAGGAGUGUCCCGAGGGAACCUUCUCCAGCGAGGCCAACUUCGUGGAUCCCUGCCUGCCCUGCACCACCUGUGAGGACAACGAGGUGCUGCUGCGGGAGUGCACGGCCACCGCGGACGCCGAGUGUCGGGCGCUGCACCCCCGCUGGACAACCCCGGCCCCGUUCCUGGAGGGCUCCGAGAGCCCCGAGGUGGCCACCAGGGAGCCGCUGAGCACCGAGGGUGUGGCCAGCACGGCGGGGGACGUGGCCACCACCGUCAUGGGCAGCUCGCAGCCCGUGGUGACCCACGGGGGCAGCGACAACCUGAUCCCCGUGUACUGCUCCAUCCUGGCCGCCGUGGUGGUGGGGCUGGUGGCGUACAUCGCCUUCAAGAGGUGGAACAGCUGCAAGCAGAACAAGCAGGGAGCCAACAACCGCCCGGUGAACCAGACGCCGUCCCCCGAGGGGGAGAAGCUGCACAGCGACAGCGGCAUCUCCGUGGACAGCCAGAGCCUGCACGACCAACAGCCCCCCGGGACGGGCACCCAGGGGACAGCCCCCAAGGCGGACGGCACCCCGUACACGGCGCUGCCUCCGGCCAAGCGGGACGAGGUGGAGAAGCUGCUGGCCAGCUCGGCCGGGGACACGUGGCGACAGCUGGCGGGCGAGCUGGGCUACAAGGAGGAGCUGCUGGAGGCGUUCACCCGCGAGGAGAGCCCGGCCCGGGCCCUGCUCGCACACUGGGGCUGCCGAGAGUCCGCCACGCUGGACGCGCUGCUGGCGGCGCUGAGGCGGGCACAGCGAGGGGACAUCGCCGACAGCCUGGCCAGCGAGUCCACGGCCACCUCCCCCGUGUGA
Messenger RNA from Catharus ustulatus (Swainson's thrush), 1271 nucleotides. RefSeq names its product nerve growth factor receptor (gene NGFR). Gene Ontology annotation, biological process: Rho protein signal transduction. The coding region runs from base 12 to 1271 and encodes 419 amino acids. The record is from RefSeq and is a predicted model, not a curated record. Gene Ontology annotation, cellular component: cell surface; plasma membrane. The transcript is spliced from 6 exons. Lineage: Eukaryota; Metazoa; Chordata; Aves; Passeriformes; Turdidae. Gene Ontology annotation, molecular function: coreceptor activity; nerve growth factor binding; death receptor activity.